AAGAGAAUUGGAAGAAUAUACAAAUAUUGAAAAAUAUCAACUGGACUGUUAUAUAAGCUUACAAAAUGCAAGCCACAGUAACCAGUCAGCAGCAGCCAAUCACCAUUGUGGUAACGAAUCCGCGGGAAAAUGCGAGGGCCGAGCGACGCUAUAUGCGUUGGGUUAACCAGAAUCAAACGAAAUCCACAGCGGCAGUCUCACUGCUGUUUGUCUAUGGAGGCAUGGAAUUGGCCCUCGGCUUGGGCUGGAAUUUAUAUACAGACAUUCCCAGUACUUGGCAGUUCCAGUACAGUUGGUUCAUUGGAGUGCUGGCUGGUGCGUUUUUGUCAUCGCUACUGGUGACGUGCAUACCCAAGAGAAUGUUCUAUGUCCUAGGCUCCUUACUAUCACUAGUCGAUGCCAUCAUCUUUGUAAGCGCACCCUACGAAUAUCCCGCUAUAUUGGCAGCCCGCUAUAUAGGCGGUGUUGGAAUUGGUAUCAUCACAGUACCCUUCAUCAUACAUAGCAGCGAGAUUGCGGCCCGGGAUUAUCGUGGAAUUUGCAGCUCUGUGGAGCAGUAUAAUCUCUCAGUGGGCAUCAUGAUUCAAAUGAUUUACGCAUCCCGAUGGAGUACUGAUAUGGACUUCCCUGCAAAUCAGGUGCACGGCAUUUUGGGCAUUAUAUUUUCCGUGCUGGCUCUGGGCUCCAUUUUCACUGCGGUCGAGUCGCCAAUUUUCUAUUUGCGACAAAAUCAGGAGGAGAAAGCCCGCUACUGUCAGCAGCAACUCGUGCGCGACUUCUCGAGCACCAGUGCAAGUGAAAGUGCCCUGACCGAGGCCAAGCUGUACGUCCAGGAUGGAAAUAGCAAGAGCUAUAGCUCCGCUUUAAUGCCCUUCCUGAAGCUGCUCUUCUAUCGCUGCUUUGUAGCCUUCACCUUCUCAGUGCCUCUAUCGUGGACCAUACAAUGGAGUAGUUACAUCGCCGAAGGCUCUUUAAUCAGCUGGCCUGCCAGCAUUUGUGGAGUGUUGCGCAUGUUUGGCUCCCUGCUGGCCAUGCUCUUCCUGGACAAACUGGGCCGCAAGUUUAUCGCAAUGUUGAGCCUGCUCGUAAUGGCCGGCCUCAUGCUGACCAUUGCCGGAAUAUUUGCCACUCCUGAGUAUGCACUUAACUGGUAUCAAAUGGAUGCCGUGGUCGGGCUCUGUUUGAGCUUCCAGUUCUUCGCCGGCCUCUUCACGCCAAGUAGCACAACUUAUCUGGGCGAGGCCUUUCCCAUGCGGACGAAGCCCUACUUCAUCGCUUUUAUUGUGGCCGUUGAGCAGGCUAUACACAUUGUUGUUAUUGUUAGCUUUGAAUCCACCGCGGAAUCAAUAUAUGCAUACUUUCUGGCCGUAGGUAUUAUACUGGUAAUCGGCUUGAUCGGCUUUGCGGUUAUAAUGCCAGAGACACGCCACACAACCCUGAGGGAAGCGGGUGUUCGCUUUGGCAAUGUGCAUAAUAUUAUGUCCUAUUAAAGUUUUUCAAAACAAACCACAUA
Scaptodrosophila lebanonensis is the source of this 1513-nucleotide messenger RNA. RefSeq names its product probable polyol transporter 6. The transcript is spliced from 3 exons. NCBI's taxonomy places the organism in Eukaryota, Metazoa, Arthropoda, Insecta, Diptera, Drosophilidae. Gene Ontology annotation, cellular component: membrane. Gene Ontology annotation, biological process: transmembrane transport. Gene Ontology annotation, molecular function: transmembrane transporter activity. The record is from RefSeq and is a predicted model, not a curated record. Bases 66 to 1490 code for a protein of 474 amino acids.